CCUUCAGCUCAAGAAAGCCUGCCAAAGCUGGAAAUAGCACAAAGCUAUCCCGUUGAUUUUUCAAUCUGUGCUGGAAGAGUCACUCUUGAGAAGAAGCAGAGAAGAGGGGAAUGAAAUGCUACCCGUGGACUUUGAGACUCUGUCUUUUAUCCCUACUUGAACUGGAAAUCACCCCGACCAGAUCGUAUCUUUGCACUAGCCAGGGUGAUAAGCCUUGAACCGUCAGACGCCUCUAUGGAUUCCCAAACGCGCAGAGGGGAAGAAGUGGCAGAACAUGAUAAAGAGGACGCUCUCAUUAGGCGCUUGCAGGAGUCCUUAGAUGCUCACCCGGAUGAUGCCUCGCUUCGUCUUGAAAUGGGCAUAUUUUUGUGGGAAAAAGGAACAGCGAAGGAAACCAUGGAAAAUGCUGCCGAACAUUUUCUGAUAUCGGCCAAGCUGAACCCUGAGAAUGGAGACGCUUUCAAAUUUCUGGGCCAUUAUUAUCGCUGCGUUUCCGGCAAUGCUCAAAGAGCGCUUAAGUGUUAUCAGAGAGCUGUUGCGCUCAAUCCCGAUGAUUCUGACUCUGGGGAAGCUUUCUGCAAUUUGCUUGACGACGGAGGAAAAGAGAAUUUGGAGGUGGCAAUAUGCCGCGAAGCUUCUGAAAAGUCACCCAAGGCUUUCUGGGCUUUCCGCAGACUGGGUUACUUGCAGGUGUAUCAAGAGAAAUGGACUGAGGCCGUGCAGAGUCUUCAGCAUGCCCUACGAGGCUAUCCUACGUGUGCUGAUUUGUGGGAAGCUUUGGGUCUUGCUUAUCAGCGAUUAGGCAGGUUUACUGCAGCUAUUAAGUCUUAUGGCCGUUCCCUGGAAUUGGAUAAUACUCGUGUCUUUGCUUUGGUUGAAAGUGGAAAUAUCUUUUUGACUCUUGGCACAUUUGAAAAGGGAGUUGAUCACUUUCGACAAGCUUUAGAGAUCUCACCCCAUUGUGUGUCUGCACAAUAUGGACUUGCAUUUGGGCUGCUCGGGUUUGGAAAAAACUGCAUUAAUCGUGGAGCUUAUCGGUGGGGAGCUUCAAUAUUAAAGGAGGCAUCUCAGUUUGCUAGGACAUGUACAUAUAUUGUUAAAAAUAUCUCAUGUAUUUGGACACUGCAUGCUGAUAUUCAGCUUGCAUACGCAAAAUGUUUUCCUUGGAUUAAUGAGGCUCAAGAGUUGGAAUCUGAUGAGGAGGGUUUCAAGGCUUCCAUCUUGUCAUGGAAGAAGACUUGCUCUUUUGCUGCAAGAGAUGCCAGAGUUUCAUAUCAACGGGCCUUGCAUUUGGCUCCAUGGCAAGCUAACAUCUAUGCAGACAUUGCAUUAAGUUCAUAUCUUAUUUCCUCACUGGACAAUGGUCACAAACAAGACUUAAAUGCAUGGAAGCUGUCAGAGAAGAUGUCUAUGGGGGCCCUGCUGCUUGAAAGUGACAAUUAUGAGUUCUGGGUGGCAUUGGCACAUGUGUCUGAUCAUAGUGCCCUAAAGCAACAUGCUUUAAUUAGAGGAUUACAGUUGAAUGUAUCUGCAGCUAUUUCCUGGGGAUAUCUGGGGAAGCUUUAUAGAAAAGAGGGUGAAAAGCUAUUGGCAAGGCAAAUAUUUGAUCGUGCUAGAAGCAUUGAUCCUGGCCUUUCUCUGCCCUGGGCAAGCAUGUCAGCUGAGUGUCACACAAGGGAGCUUGCAGCAGCUGAGGGAUUUGAGAGCUGUUUGCGAGCUGCACAAAUAAUGCCUUUAGCUGAAUUCCAAAUUGGCCUCACCAAGCUUGCCUUACGCACUGGUCAUCUUUCAUCUUCACAGGUCUUUGGAGCUAUUCAGCAGGCUGUGCAGCGUGCACCUCAAUAUCCUGAAUCCCAUAAUUUAAAUGGGUUGGUAUUUGAGGCUCGAAAAGACUAUCAGUCUGCUGCUGCUUCUUAUAGAUUGGCACGCCAUGCAAUGAACACUAGCUCAUGUAAUGUUCCAAACUCACAGAUCAGGGAUGUAUCAAUCAAUUUGCUGAGGGCACUUUCUAAGGCAGGGAAUACAGCUGAUGCUUUGCAAGAAUGUGAACAUUUGAAGAAAGAAGGUUCAGGGGCGCUUGAUGUUGAAGGUUUGCAAGUAUACAUUCUCUCUCUGUGGCAACUUGGUGAAAAUGAUAUGGCCCUUUCUGUAGCUAGAAGUCUUGCUGCAGGUCUUUCUCGUAUGGAGAAGACGUGUGUGGCAACAUCCAUUUGUUUCAUCUGUAGAUUAUUGUACUCGCUAUGUGGGUUGGAUGCAGUGAUCGCUAUGAUUGUGAAAAUGCCCAAAGAGUUAUUUCUAAGUGCAAAAGCCAGUUUUGUGUUGUCAGCUAUUCAUGCUCUUGAUGGACACAAUGACCAUCUUGGAUCUGUUGUCUCAAGUAGUCGAUCUUUUCUCACAUCUCAUGAAGAAAUUGCCAGGAUGCACUUCCUAGUUGUGCUUGGUAAAUUGGUGAAAAAUGGAUCUGAAUGCUUCCUUGGAGUUCAGAGUGGAGUUAUGCACCUUAGGAAAGCUCUGCACAUGUUCCCCAACAGUAAUCUUCUGAGGAAUUUACUUGGUUAUCUCUUGCUAUCCUGUAAAGAGAGAAACAAUUGUCACACAGCUCUGAGGUGUUGCAAAUUGGACCAUCCCGACCUUCCAAAUCAAGAAGGUUUUAAAUCAGCAUCAGAUAUUCAUGGUGCUGGAGCAAUUGCUUGCUACGCCAUUGGAAACAACAAUUCAAAGCUGACUUUUCCAACUUGCACAAAGCAGUAUCAUACUCAUCCGAAAUCUAUCAGAUACCGGCAGAAAUGCUUUCAUCAAAAACCAUGGAACCACAAUGCUCGGUACUUGCUUGUUCUUAACUACCUUCAGAGGGCACGUGAAGAGAACUUUCCUCAUCAUCUUUGUGUUAUAAUUAAUCGUCUAAUUUUUGUGGCUCUUUCUAAUGAACUAUAUUGUAAGGCAGAAAUGUCUUGCCAAUAUCAACAGUUCCAACUUCUACUCUGUGCUUCUGAGAUUAGCUUACGAUGUGGGGACCAGGUUACCUGUAUCACCCAUGCUAAAAAGGCUGCUGAAAUUGUACUUGCUGAUGAUUACUUAUUUUUUGCACACCUAAUGUUGUGUCGUGCUUAUGCCAUGAAAGGUGAUCUUCUAAAUCUCCAGAAAGAGUACACAAGGUGCUUGGAGCUCAGAACAGAUUGUCUUAUUGGCUGGAUUUGUCUCAAACUAGUGGAAUCUCGAUAUGAGCUGAAAAUCAAUUCAAAUGCUAUAGACUUGAACUUUGAAGAGAGUGUCAAGAAGGGUGGAAAUUUAUGGAAAAUGUGGAUGGCUGUAUAUAACCUCGUGAGAGGUUUAAUUUCCUUGCAGAAUGGGGAUUUACUCUCAGCAGAAGAGCUUGUGGCACAGGCUUGUUUGUUGGUGGAUUCUGAAAGCUGCCUGUAUUUAUGUCAUGGUGCUAUCUGUAUGGGGCUUGGCAGGCAGUGCUAUGGCUCUUUGUAUUUAUCCCAGGCUGCUAAGAGCCUUGCCAAAGUUUAUGAACAUUCAAUAAGUCCCUUGCCUCUUGCUAGACUAUUGCUGGCUCAAGCAGAAGCUAGUCUUGGUUCUAAAGAGAACUGGGUCAGAAACCUCGGCUUUGAAUGGCAUUCAUGGCCCCCAGAACUGAGACCUGCUGAGCUCUUCUUUCAAAUGCAUCUGCUUGCAAGACAGUCGACAGUUGGGUCUGACACUCAAUCCAGCGGAAGGUCAUUCAAGAGUCUUCAACAAUGGGUUCUUCAAGCUAUUCACACAAACCCUUCCUGCAUGAGAUAUUGGAGGGUUUUGGUAAAGCUUACAGGAUGUGAGUAAUCAUCGCCAUAUGUAGACUGGAAAGGAGUUUGUCAUCCUAUGCUCACUGAUUACUGCAGUCGAUUUGGGACAGGAAAUUAAGGGCACAGGAGAAAAGAGUAUAAAAAUCAAACGCCUAGAGCAACCUGAUGUUUUGUUUUGGCCUAGGCUAGUACAAGAACAUUAAUUUGAUGCUUAUUUAUCCAAGCUAGGUGUGAUUGAUAUUGUUAACAUAGGAAUGUUUAUAAUCCAGAAUAGUGUCAUCGUACUGCAUUGUAAAUAUGACAUUGUGCCGCACGGUCCCCCCCCCCCCCC
Messenger RNA from Neltuma alba, 4116 nucleotides. RefSeq names its product tetratricopeptide repeat protein SKI3. Gene Ontology annotation, cellular component: Ski complex. The transcript is spliced from 22 exons. Gene Ontology annotation, molecular function: protein binding. Bases 235 to 3822 code for a protein of 1195 amino acids. Lineage: Eukaryota; Viridiplantae; Streptophyta; Magnoliopsida; Fabales; Fabaceae. Gene Ontology annotation, biological process: nuclear-transcribed mRNA catabolic process. The record is from RefSeq and is a predicted model, not a curated record.